Molecule: messenger RNA, 2700 nt
Organism: Beta vulgaris subsp. vulgaris (sugar beet)
Lineage: Eukaryota; Viridiplantae; Streptophyta; Magnoliopsida; Caryophyllales; Amaranthaceae
Product: G-type lectin S-receptor-like serine/threonine-protein kinase At5g24080
Exons: 1
Coding region: 180-2549 (789 amino acids)
Biological process (GO): protein phosphorylation; recognition of pollen
Molecular function (GO): protein serine/threonine kinase activity; ATP binding
Source: RefSeq, a predicted model, not a curated record
GUCACAAUCAUAAAGACAAAGUGCUAAAAUUAUCCCCAAAGUCAAUAGUCAACUUUCACCCUCAACAAAUAAUUGAAUCUAAAGCCGCCAUAACAACACCUUCUUAACCAACUACCCCCACCACCACCCUCCAAAAACCCCCAAAACAGAAAACACACACACGAAAAAAUUUCUCCACAAUGCAUUAUCCUCUCAUUAUCUUCUCCAUCUUCAACCUCCUAACAUUCUCAUUCUCAUCUUCCUCAGCUCAAUCUCUCUCCUCAUUCUCCAUCACAACAUCACCAUGGCACCCAUCUCAAAACCGCACUAUUCUCUCUCCUAACUCCACCUUCACCGCAGGAUUUCAACGUUCACCCACUUCUCCAAAUCUCUUCAUUUUCUCAGUUUGGUACUCCAACAUCUCUCAUGAUCACACCAUCAUUUGGUCUGCUAACUGGGAUUCCCCUGUCCACCAAUCAGCUUCAUUGAUCAUCACAUCCAACGGUGAUCUUCAACUCAUCAACGGCUCAUCUGGCCCCAAUCUAUGGAAUACAACAACUUCCAUGAGGUCGAAUUCUAGUAGAUUAUUUCUCAGAGAUGAUGGAAAUUUACUGUUUGGUAAUUCUUGGGAAAGUUUUCAACACCCAACUGAUACUUUUUUGGGUAAUCAAACUUUUGUAAACGGCACCGUUUUGAGAUCUAGAAAUGGGAAGUUUAGGUUUACUGAGUUAAGGAAUUUGGUCUUUGAUGGUGGGUCCGGGUCCGGGUCGGAUACUUAUUGGUCGUGGGGUAAUGGGCUUUUAAGUCUUGGUCUUGAUGGGCAGAUUUUAACAGAUGGGGGAAACCCGAUUUUUUGUGCGGAUUAUGGGCUGAACCGAACCCGGAGACUUACUUUGGGGGAUGAUGGGAAUCUUCGGGUCUUAAGUUAUGACCCGGGUAAUCGGGUUUGGGUUCCUGUUUGGGUGGCAUUGUUAGAAAUUUGUCAAGUGCAUGGUUUAUGUGGGCCGGGUUAUAUUUGUUACAGUGAUGGGUCAACUUUAUCGGGUUACGAAUGUGUUUGCCCGCCCGGGUUUAGGCGGAGUCGCGGGUCCGAUUCGUGUGAAAUAAGGAACCCGAUUGUUGAUAUGGGGGAAAGUAAAUUUCUGCGGCUUGAUUAUGUUAAUUUCUCAGGAGUUUCAAACCAAACUAGUUUAAGGGCUCCUAAUUUUGCUGAGUGUGAGUCUAGGUGUAAGAGAGACCGAAGAUGUCUCGGGUUCGGGUUUAAGUAUGAUGGGUUGGGUUAUUGUGUGCUCCAACACGGUGCGCUUGUAAACGGGUAUUGGUCCCCGAAUACGCAAAUGGUCUUUUAUCUUAGAGUGGAUAACUCUGAGUCCGACCCGAGUAAUUUUACGGGUAUGUCGCAGGUUCUCGAUACCACGUGCCCGGUCCAAAUAAGUUUAGCAAAUCCGGAUGAUGAGUCCGACGGGACAACCCGAAACAUUAUAAUUAUAGUUGGUCUUUUUGCUAUUGAAAUUGCUAGUGGGGUGCUCUUGUUUUGGGCCUUUUUAAAGAGGUAUGUAAAGUACCGUGACAUGGCUCAAACACUUGGGCUUGGGCUGUUACCUACAGCUGGGCCUAGAAGAUUUAGUUAUGCUGAAAUCAAAACGGCUACACAGGAUUUUAGUGAAGCCAAUGUCAUAGGGAAAGGUGGGUUUAGUGAUGUUUACAAAGGAAAGUUGCAAGAUGGGAGGCCUGUGGCAGUUAAGUGCUUAAAAAACGUCUCCGGUGGAGAUACGGAGUUUUGGGCUGAGGUGACGAUCAUAGCACGUAUGCACCACCUUAAUUUGGUUCGUUUAUGGGGCUUUUGCAACGAGAAAGGCCGGAGGAUUUUAGUUUAUGAGCGUGUAUCGAACGGGUCACUUGAUAAAUAUCUCUUUAGAUCAAGCGGCACUGAGUCGGAUGGUCUUGAACAGAAGCCCAUACUUGAUUGGAAUAUCAGGUACAGGAUUGCCCUUGGGGUGGCAAGGGCAAUUGCAUACCUACAUGAAGAGUGUUUGGAAUGGGUAUUGCACUGCGACAUCAAGCCUGAAAACAUACUCUUAGGGGACGAUUUUUGCCCCAAGGUUGCUGAUUUUGGGUUGUCAAAACUCCGAAAGAAGGAACAACUGGUAACAAUGUCGAGGAUCCGUGGUACACGAGGCUACCUAGCACCGGAAUGGGUUAAAAAUGACACCAUCACUUCUAAAGUUGAUGUGUAUAGUUUUGGCAUGGUACUUCUAGAGAUUGUGACAGGAGUAAGAAAUCUAUUUCAAGGGCCUUCCACAGUUGCAAGUGAAGAUUGGUAUUUACCUCAGUGGGCAUUUGAAAUGGCGGUCGAAGAAAAGAGAAUUGACCAAAUAUUAGACCGACAAAUUAAAGACUCUUAUGAUGACAAAGUGCACUUUAAAUUGAUCGAGCGAAUGGUGAAAACUGCAAUGUGGUGUGUUCAAGAGAAGGCAGAGAUGAGACCAUCAAUGGGAAAGGUGGCUAAAAUGCUUGAAGGGACCGUGGAAAUCAUGGAACCACCAAAGCCAACAAUCUUCUUCAUAUGAGCGGAUAAGUGAUCACUAAAUGUAAUAUAACUCUGUUCAAAGAUAAUCCUUGUGAAGUAUUUAAUUUAUGAAGCUUGAAAAUGUAUGUAACACACAAGAUUUUGCUUGUAUAAUAUCCUUCAAUCCAAAAUCAAUUGUAACAUUAUCCUGA